UUCAUCCCUUACAAUUAGAAAAGAACAAAACACAUCUGGAGCGUCUAGAUGAUAAUACCGAACUUGUCUAGUGUCGUCUAUUCUAAUUUCUAAUUUUCUAACCACAAAAACAGAAUAUGCGUCAGCUAGGAAGAAUAGACAAUUGUUAGUUUGUUCAUUUGUAAUAUAUUUAAUAUAAUUUGUUGCUGUUGUUGAAUAGUUGGAAAUAAAAAUCAUGCCUGGACAAGGUAAAGAAAUGAAUGAGGUAUCAAAGGCAAAAAUUGAACCAAAGGAUGAAAUUUUGCCAGGUUAUCCAACUAUUGAACAUUUCACAAAGGAAGGUUAUAAAAUUUUAAUGGAAGCCAUAAAAAAUUCAAAUUCGCUUCCUAAUGGGAAAGAUUAUAAUUUUUAUAAUACUUUUGAUUCUUUCACUAAUAUUAUGAAUGAAGAAGGAAACGCUAUCUUAAAGCAAAUAAACUCUAUCUUACGAAGUAAUAAUAUAGAAGGAAAUAUUUGUAACAGAGUUUUAGAGGAAAAGACAGAACUUAUGAUAGAAGCAAAUGAUGUUAUUCUUGAUAGAGUUGCAAACAAUAUUGAUGAGAUGAAUGGUAUAAGGAAAAUACCUAUCGAACCUGUUUUAAUCCAGACCGUCAGUGCACAGAUACCCAUCAAUGGAUCUUGGAAUCGUGUUAAUAAUGCUACAUUUUCAGUUAGUUCUUCUAUUACUUCAGAGCAUUUUAAAAAGAAUCAAAAUGCAAUUCGUUUACUUACAGCAAAGAAUAUUUUGAGACCCCAAAAAUUUUUUAAAGAUAAAAUUGUCAACAGCUGUAAAUACCCUUGGGAACCCAGGAUAAAAGAAAAACCAAAUUCAUUGAAACCAUUGGCUAUAUUUUUGGAAGAAACUGAAAAUGGGGAAGAGUAUUCCCAUCCGUAUGAGUUUGAGUUGGAUAAAUUUGUUCCUUUACAAGAUCAAUUAAAAAAAGUUACCCCAACAAGGCCACUUAAAGUUGAAGAUACUCCUUUAAUUGAAAUUCAGAGUGAUGAACAAAUCAAUGAAUUACUUGAAACAUUAAGAAACUGCAAAGAAUUUGCAAUUGAUUUAGAACAUCAUUCCUAUAGAUCUUUUAUGGGCAUAACUUGUCUUAUGCAAAUAUCCACAGCUGAAAAAGAUUAUCUAAUAGAUACUUUAGCUUUACGUGACAAAUUGUGGAUAUUGAAUGAAGUAUUUACAAAAUCAUCUAUCGUAAAAAUUUUUCAUGGAGCUGAUAUGGAUAUACAGUGGCUACAAAGAGAUUUAUCACUUUAUGUUGUUAAUAUGUUCGAUACAUAUCAAGCAGCAAAACAGUUAGGGUACUCUGGACUAUCGUUGGCUUAUUUAAUGCAGCGAUUUUGUAAUUUUAUGCCCAACAAACAUUUCCAACUAGCAGAUUGGAGAAUAAGACCAUUACCUGAGGAACUGAAAGCCUAUGCUAGAGAAGAUACCCAUUAUUUAAUUUACAUAUAUCACAUGUUGAGAAACGAGCUGUUGGAUAAAGCCAAUGGCCAGAACCUGUUACUGUCUGUUAUAAAUAAUAGUACAAAGAUUUGUAAAAAAAGGUAUUUUAGACCUGUCCUCAGAGAUGACAGUCAUUUAGACUUUUAUAGAAAGAGUAAAAGGCUCUUUGAUAACAGACAAUUAUAUGCUCUGAAGGAACUGUAUAAGUGGAGGGAUCAGAUUUCAAGAGAAGAAGAUGAAAGUACUGGGUACGUUCUACCUAAUCACAUGUUGUUACAAAUAUCUGAGACCUUACCUAGAGAAAUGCAAGGCAUUUUGGCAUGUUGUAGUCCUAUUCCACCAUUAGUAAGGGCUAAUUUACUAGAACUCCAUCAAAUUAUAUUGAGAGCAAAAGAGCAGCCACUUGAAAAGCCCAUUAUGAAGGAAGACACUAGAGCUCGUGGCACUACAUUAAAAAUUUCUAAAAUAAAUAUAGACAGUCCUUUACAUUGUCCACACGAUUUGACAAAGUCAAAUGAAUUUCGCGAUGACUUACCUACAUUAAUGGGUAAUAAUAGUGCUGCAAAUUUAUCGGAGUUAAUUGACAAAAAGUUGGAAAUUGAAAAUACUCAUUCUAGUCGUACGGUUUUCGAUCCUCCUGACAAUUCAAGUGAACAGGAAAUAGAUAGUGAAGCUUUAAAGAAAAUUCACAGUAUUGGUUUCCUGGGUCCAUUUGAGCGUUAUAAGUUAGUCAAACCAUUUAUUCAGGCAGAGGAGGAAAGACUGGCUUCUGAAAAAUCUAAAAAUGAUGAACAAAAGAAAUCCUCACAAUCCGUUGAUGUCAUUGUGGUGGAUAAUCGCACUGAUGAGGAACGUAUAGAAUCAAUUAGAGAACAUUUCCUUAGCUUAGCUAGAAAAGUAGUUCCAGUGGUAGAAGAAACAGAAUUUAAUCAAUCCCUUGUUCAAAUGGGAGGAAGUAAAAAAAGAAAGAGGGAUUCCUCACUGGAAGAUAAUCUUGUUUGCUUUCCAUCGACCAGUGUACAAACACCCAUUCCAAAUAUUAAUCCAGCAAAUAGUGAUAUAAGAAAGAGAAAAUCUAUUGAUUUACCACAAGAGACCAGCCCCAAUAAAAUUAAAAAAAUUGAUGGACAAAAUCAAACAUUUGUAAAGAAAAAGAACAGGAGGAAAAAGAAGGGCAAGAAUCUAGCCAGUGCCACAAAUCAGGAUAAACAAACAAACCAGGAAAAGCACAAUCAAAACCUGACUGAUUUUAAUAGUGUCGGCGAUAGAAACAGAUCUGAAAAUCAGUCUAGUAUCAGUGAAGAAAACUCAUCUCGUGUUGAUACAACUAGGGUUGAUGGUAUUAAAGGAAAACAAAAAAAUAGAAAAAGGAAGUUCAAAAUGCAGGCUCUAACCAAUCCACAAAAACUAAACCCUGAGUUUACUCCUUUCGACUAUGCAUCGGUUGAUUUUAGACAGUUUCAGGGUGGCGCUGAAAUAAUUCAGAAACAACAACAACUUAAAAGUUCUUUAAAAUUUAAGAGAAGGCCACGAAAUAACAAGAGUAACAAUAAUCGAUCAAUGACUUUUGGCAAAAGUGGGAAGAAAUUGUGUUAGAUUUUAUUUGCAGAGCAUUUCCUUUUCAGUUUUGUUUAAAAUACUAUUGUGUCUUAAGCAAUGUGUUAUUAUUAUUAUUAUUUUUGUAAAUUUGUUACCC
This is a messenger RNA of Anoplophora glabripennis (Asian longhorned beetle), 3170 nucleotides long. It is a transcript of the gene Rrp6, whose product is annotated as exosome component 10. The record is from RefSeq and is a predicted model, not a curated record. The transcript has 11 exons. Gene Ontology annotation, molecular function: nucleic acid binding; nucleotide binding; 3'-5'-RNA exonuclease activity. NCBI's taxonomy places the organism in Eukaryota, Metazoa, Arthropoda, Insecta, Coleoptera, Cerambycidae. Gene Ontology annotation, cellular component: nuclear exosome (RNase complex); nucleolus. Gene Ontology annotation, biological process: nuclear polyadenylation-dependent CUT catabolic process; poly(A)-dependent snoRNA 3'-end processing; nuclear polyadenylation-dependent antisense transcript catabolic process. Bases 215 to 3070 code for a protein of 951 amino acids.